GAUACGAGCGCAACACACUGCAGCCGAAGGAAACGCGCUGUGACUCUUCCAGGAACAAGGUGCGGACUAUAUCUUCCUUCCAAUUUCGCGUUCCCCGCUACCCCACCACGAGCCCAAACGCGACUAUAUUCCCAAAACGCACCUUCCAAACGGGAGGCUACAGCUACGCACAUACAGCCACUGGUGGAAGGAGCGUUCCCUGGACAGGAUCCAUAAUUGACUUUGGACAACCACAGAUCCUGCGACGCGAACCGCAAUCUACUCACCAUGGCUGAAGCAUCUGCCGCCGCCGGGAAGAUGAAGGACCUUUCCAUCUCCGAGGUCAAGAAGAACAAGAAGGAUGGUGCCCCCAAGGCUGCGAAGAAGCCCCAGCAGCAGAAGAAGAAGAUUGAGGGUGCUGCACUGAUUGGCAUCGACGUCGCAAAGGAGGACAACCUUGCAGACUGGUAUACCCAAGUCAUCACCAAGGGUCAGAUGAUUUCGUACUACGACGUCGCUGGUUGCUACAUCUUGGAGCCUGGAAGUUAUGCUAUCUGGGAGAACAUCAAGGCCUGGUUUGAUGCCAAGAUCAAGACCCUCAAAGUCCGAAAUGCCUACUUCCCCAUCUUCAUCAGCUCCGACAACCUCGAGCGUGAAAAGGAGCAUCUCGAAGGUUUCGCUGCUGAGGUAGCAUGGGUGACCAAGGGCGGCAAGUCUGACCUCGAGAAGCCCGUUGCCGUCCGCCCUACCAGUGAAACGGCCAUGUACCCCCACUUUGCCCGCAAGAUCCAGUCCCACCGAGAUCUUCCUCUCAAGCUGAACCAGUGGAACAACGUUGUUCGAUGGGAAUUCAAGCACCCCAUGCCCUUCAUUCGAUCAAGAGAGUUCCUCUGGCAGGAGGGCCAUACCGCGCAUUUGACCCAAGAACAAGCCACCGAGGAGGUUCUUCAGAUUCUGGAUUGGUACGCCGAUGUGUACCAAGAGCUUCUCGCUGUUCCCGUAGUCAAGGGUACCAAGACAGUGAACGAGAAGUUCCCUGGCGCCGACUUCACCACCACUAUUGAGGGUUUUAUACCCGCUACCGGUAGAGGUAUUCAGGCAGCCACAUCCCACGCUCUUGGCCAGCACUUCUCCAAAAUGUUCAACAUUACCGUGGAGGAUCCUACAGCCAAGGAGGCCGGCAAAUCGGAGCACGUCCACGUGUGGCAGAACUCCUGGGGUCUGACCACCCGGUCCAUCGGUGUCAUGAUCCUCACACACGGUGACAACCGCGGAUUGGUGAUCCCUCCUCGUGUCGCUGAGAUCCAGGUCGUCAUCAUUCCCGCCGGUGUGACCGCUAAGACUACCCCCGAGGCAAAGGAGGACCUGUACAACAAGGUCGACAAGAUCAAGAGCGACCUGGAGUCCGUCGGCGUGCGCGUGGAAACCGAUCUUCGGGAAGGCUACUCCCCCGGGUUCAAGUUCAACGAUUGGGAGAUGAAGGGCAUCCCACUGCGCAUCGAGUUUGGUCCCAAAGACGCCGAAAAGGGGCAGGUCACGACCUCGCGCCGCGACAUCGACGACAAGACGGCCGCGCGUGGUGAAACCAAGAUCGACGACCUCAAAACCGCGAUCCCCGAGCUCCUCGAGCAGAUCCAGAAGGACAUGCUCGCCAAAGCGACAAAGGCGUACGACGAGCACCGCGUCCAGCUCACCAACUGGGACGACUUUGUGCCUACGCUCAACGGGAAGAACGUUAUUCUGGUGCCCCACUGCGAAGGUGACAAGUGCGAGGACGAGGUCAAGGCGAAGAGCGCGAGGACCGCGCUGGGUGACGGCGUGACCGAGGACAAGCAGGCUCCCGCCAUGGGCGCGAAGAGCUUGUGCAUUCCGUUCGAUCAGCCUGAGGGCAUCAAGGAGGGCGAGACGAAGUGCAUUAACCCGGACUGCAAGAAUUUCGCUAAGAAGUGGGUGCUAUUCGGUCGCAGCUACUAGAGAAGCAUUGCGUGAGCAGAAUGUGCAUUGUACGGUGUGGGUGGAGUUUGUAGGAAUUGUUUCACGGCGUCCAUGUGCAGGAUGAAAGAUGACGGUUGGCCAGCCCUGAUAGGCACAACAGGAAACUGAGAAGACAUGACAAACACUCGUACUUGGAUCAUGAUUGCAGCGAAGCCUAGACGCCCAAUUGCUUUCUGA
Molecule: messenger RNA, 2151 nt
Organism: Paraphaeosphaeria sporulosa
Lineage: Eukaryota; Fungi; Ascomycota; Dothideomycetes; Pleosporales; Didymosphaeriaceae
Product: prolyl-tRNA synthetase
Exons: 5
Coding region: 268-1953 (561 amino acids)
Biological process (GO): prolyl-tRNA aminoacylation
Cellular component (GO): cytoplasm; aminoacyl-tRNA synthetase multienzyme complex
Molecular function (GO): ATP binding; proline-tRNA ligase activity
Source: RefSeq, a predicted model, not a curated record